Messenger RNA from Geodia barretti, 5067 nucleotides. NCBI's taxonomy places the organism in Eukaryota, Metazoa, Porifera, Demospongiae, Tetractinellida, Geodiidae. The record is from the annotation of a GenBank genome assembly.
CAUUCCGACUCCAUAAGCCACACCCAGUUUACCAAGAGCGUCGGCCCUGUCUUUAGCUCCAGAUACAUCAGUCAUUACCAUCUGGGCCCCAUGCAUUGCGUGCAUCAUGAAGGCAAAGAUGCGUGAGAAGAACAGAGCCGGGAGUCCUGUGGCAAAGGAGAGGAUGAGGUAGGUGAAGAGGCAGGACAGGAAGGCCAGCAGCAGAGCAGCUCUGGCUCCAAAGAUGUCUCCAAAGCGACCAAACAGAGGUCCUCCGAGGAGCAUAGCAACUGCAAACACUGUCUCCAUAUAGCCAAAGAUUACAGGGUCUGUCCCCCAGCUUCUUGGAGAGGAAUGGUAACACUCCAGUCUGGAUCCAGAAUGCGGCAGCGUAGAGGAAAAUGACUGUGUACAUGACUAUAGACAUGCGCCGGCGAAGAUCAGAGCUUUUUCUAGUUGCCUCAUCUCUCUCCUCCCUCCCCAGGCUGUUGGCCGAGCGUUGCAUCUUACCCAGACCACAACACGAAGGUUAGGAGAGCUCAGCCUAACCUGCAAGCAAGGAGUCGCUGCUGUUUGUAAUGUUCUAAACUAACGAAUUGUCACGGAGUGGAAUUUUGAACAAAGAAAAUGGCGAGUUCUGACGUUGACGUUUUGUUUGAGGUGCGUACGGCAUUCUACCUAGGCAACUACCAGCACUGCAUCACGGAGGCGCAGAAGAUAAGGCCCCCCACGGCUGCCCUGGGGGUGGAACGCGACGUCCUGAUGUACAGAGCAUACAUCGCUCAGAGGAAGUACGCCGUCGUCAUUGACGAAGUCAAGUCGUCGUCUGCCUCUGAGCUGCAGGCAGUGAAGCUGCUGGCCCAGUAUCUCCACAGCCGAGGGAAACGAGAGGCUCUGCUGAAGGAGCUGGAGACUAAGAUCAAUGCCGGAGUGGACGCAGACAACGACACCUUCCUCCUGAUGGCAGCCUCCAUCUUCUACUACGAACAGAAGUUUGACUCCGCCCUCCGCUGCCUCAACCAGGCCGAAUCUCUGGAGGGGGCAGCCAUGAGAGUCCAGCUCUAUCUGGCUAUGCACAGAGUCGACCUUGCCAAGAAGGAGGUUCGUGGGAUGCAAGAGAAAGACGACGAUUCCACUCUCACCCAGCUCUCCCAGGCCUGGGUGGGGCUGGGGGUCGGAGGGGAGAAAUACCAGGACUCCUACUACAUAUUCCAGGAGAUGGCUGACAAGACCACACCCACUCCUCUGCUCCUGAAUGGCCAGGCUGUCUCCUACAUCCACCAGGCCAAGUACGAAGAUGCCGAGUCUCUUCUGCUUGAGGCCCUCUCCAAGGAUAACAACAAUCCAGAGACACUGGUGAACCUAGUGGCAGUAUCUCAGUACCUUCACAAGCCUCAUGAGGUGGCGUACAGGUAUCUCUCCCAGCUCAAAGACGGUCACCCUGAACACCUGUUUGUGAAGGAAUACUUGGAGAAGCAUGGCGGACGAGCCUCCACCGAUGGACUUCCAGGACGAGGAAGCAAGGGAGAAGGUCGAGGAACCCGCGGCCACCAUGACAGCAGAGCCAGAGGAAAGGAAGAGGAGGAGGUGCAGGACAAGGAAGAAGACGAGCCCCCUACGGUGGAGCCCGAACCUGAACCGCAGGAACCAGCACCCGUCUCCGCCGCUCCGCCUCCCACUCUGGAAGCGCAUGCGGUAGAGGAGGAUGAGCCGCCCGCCCCUGUGGCAAAGCCGGUCACCCAGACACCUCCGCAGAAGACUCUGGACCUCUUUGAGGACGACGAGCCGCCUCCUCCGCCUCACGUGAGCUCCCAGGAAGAAGAGGCAGAGGAUUUACAGCAGUAUGAACUGGAGAUCACGGUCUCUGACCCCGAGAAGGUGGGAGACGGAAUGGGGGCCUACAUUGUCUACUGCAUCACUACCAAGACAACCGUGCCAGCAUUCAAGUCACCCGAGGCCAGCGUUCGCCGGAGGUUCAGCGAUUUCCUCCGACUGCACAACAAGAUGGCUGAGACCCACCUCCCAAAAGGUCGCAUCGUGCCUCCAGCUCCAGAGAAGAGUGUUAGAGGGAUGACGACAGUCAAGUUCUCAAAGAGUGAAGAGGGCAAUGCGAUGUUUCUGGAGAGACGGCAGGCGGCUCUCCAGCGCUACCUCAACAGAGUAGCCAAACACCCGGUCCUCAGAAAAGACGCUGACUUCAUCGACUUCCUCGAGAACCCAGCAGAGCUGCCUAAAGCCACAGAGACAACGGCCCUAAGUGGAGCUGGGUUCAUGAGGUUGGUGAAGAACGUCGGACAGUCAAUCUCCAAGAUUGCCAGCAAGAAGAGUGAAACAGACAGCUGGUUUGACGAACAUCAGCAGAACUACGAGGCUCUAGACGCUCAUCUGAAGAAACUCCACCAGGCAAUAGAGGGCAUGAUCUACAGUCGCAAAGAGCUCUGCACGACGACAGGUAACUUCGUCAAGAGUGUUGCAACUCUGGGAAACGUUGAGGAGAAUAACACAGUGUCUCGAGCUCUCUCUCGUCUCUCUGAGGUGCAGGAGAAAGUCGAGAGCCUUCACAGUGAACAGAUAAAACAAGACUUGUUCACGUUUGGGGAGACUGUGAAAGACUACAUCUCACUCCUGGGAGCCAUCAGAGCUGCUUUUGACAUGAGAGUCAGGGCGUACCACGUGUGGCAGACCUGCCAACAAACUCUCAGCAAGAAGAGAGAACAGGAGCAGAAACUGACUGCCUCUGGGAAGAUGGAGAAACUGCAGGCCGUCAAGACAGAGAUAGAGGAGUGGGAGAAGAAGGUGGAGGAGAGUCAAAAGGCAUUUGAAGACGCAUCGAAGACGCUCAAGACGGAGGUCACGAGGUUCGAGAGUGAGAGAGCUGCAGAGUUCAAGGAAAAGAUCAUCCGCUAUCUGGAGUCACUUAUGAGUAUGCAACAAGAGCUGAUUCGGGUUUGGGAAGGCUAUCUGCCUGAUGCCACAGCCAUAUCAGUGGACCAGUGACCAUAGCAACCAGAACACUAGAUACACUAGCAAAAUUGUUUUUUCUCUGAUUAUUGUGAUAAAACUUUGUGAAAAAGAAACUGGACAUCGCAAUAGCACUAGAACAGAGUGGUGCUGUUACACAUGAUGAUUGUGGUAUAUAAUUGUGAGCCUCAAUCUGACAGUUUCUCCAGAAGAAACGGAGCUUUCUCAACCACAGCCGAGAGCAGUUUGGACACAUAUUCCCUCAGUCUGGCCGCCUCCUCCUCCUUCUCUCUGGUCAGAGAGAGCAGCUUCUCCCGGUCGGCCUCCUGCCACUCUGAGCUGGCCUCGGGGGCCGGUGCCACGCUCACAGUAUGUUUCUCCACCUCCAGUCUCCUCAGGACCCCCAGCAGCUGUUCCUUCUCCUCCAUCGCCUCCCGCCGUGACUUGACCUCUGUCGCCAGUUCCCCCCUCACCUUCUCCAGCUGAGCCGUGGUUUCUGCCAGAGACAGACUGACUGAAGCCACUUCCCCAACUCUCUCCAACAGAGCCGCGUUCUCUGUCUUCACCACUUGCAACUCUCUGGACGUGGCUUCCAGUUGGCUCUCUGCUGCCACAAUCUUAUCGCUUCUCUCCUUCUGGCUUUUCUCAAGCACUCCUACCUUCUCGUAUAGUUCGGCAAGUCUCGCUAUUGUUUCUCGUCGCUCCGCCAUUUCUUCCCGCAGACCCUCCAACUCUUCCUGAAGUUGUGAGCACUUUGCUGACCCCAGCUCCGAUUCCUCGAGAGUCUUCGAGAACUCUUCCCUCAGAGUCUCCUCCGCUGUGUUGGCCUCCGAGGCCUCAUGUUGUGCGGCCACAAGACUGCUCUCCAGGGACACCAGCUGCCCCCUCAGUCGCGCCACCUCUCCCUCCCUCUCGUCUCCCAGAGACGUCAGAGACACCCGCAGAGCCUCCUGCGCAGCCAGCAGUUCCUCUGUCGUUCUCUGCGACUCCCUCCACUUUCUCUCCAACUGCUGAAUCUUCCCCAAAUGCUCUCUCUCUGCCUCCACCUUCUCCUCCAGUUGAUGCGUUAGGGACUCAAUCUCUCUGUUCUUUGCUCCCUCAUUCUGAGCCUUUUCGCUCUCCAACGAGUACACAACUUCUUUCAGCAUUGCCUGCGAAGCCAUCAGCUGCUCCACGGCUGACGCCAGAUUAGUUCUCUCUCUCUCCAGGACUUUUAUCUUCUUCUCCUGGGAGGCGGUCGUUGACUGCAGCAAGACUACCGACCUCUGUAACUGGGUCUGCGCACUCUCUGACACCUCCAGCUGAGUUUUGAGUCUCGACACCUCCUCUUCUCUCGUGUGGAGGGUCAGCGUGACCUCCUGCACUCUGGACUCUGCACCUUCACACCUCUUCUCGUUCUCCCGGUACUUGUUCACUAGCUCAUUUAGACUUUUCUUUGCCUCUUGACCCUCUCUGUGUUUGUUCUCAAGCCUCUCCUGGGUCUGGCCGAGCUCUGUGAGUGCCGUCUCUAAUCUUACAGUGAGUGAUUCAAUCUUACCACUGCUCUGUGCAAGGCUUGAUUUUACUUCGGCACAUCUCUCGACAAGACUCUGUUUCUCUCCCGCCAGAGCUGCGUUGUCUGUUUCCAGCUGCCGAACAGAUGUCCGAAGCUUCUCCACCUCCUCGGUGAGUUGGCGGUUCUGUUGCAGGACUUCCUCCAAGCUUCCCUCCAGUUUUGCCUUCUCUUGCUCCGUCUGCUCGCAGGUUGUCUGGAGCUGGGCAAUGGUUGCCUGGUUGAUGCUGUUGGCGGACUCCCUCGCCUGAAGCUCUGACUGCAGGUGACACACACUCCGCUCGCUGGUCUGGAGAGAUUCUCUCAGACUCUUCACGUCGCCAGCACGACCUUCUCUCUCACUGUCCAGCUGGUCAGAAAGCCCCCUCACUCGCUGCCUCAGUCCAGCACACUCGGCACCCAGCUGCUGCAGUUCACGCCCCAUUUCCUCCUGAACUCUAGUGGCCUCGAGUCGUAUCUCCCCCAGCCCUCUCUGAGCUGUCGCGACUGUCUCCUCCAGCUCUCUGGUCUUUCCCGCGUCCUGCUCGUGUACAAACGUCAUUGAGGACACGAGAUCUUCGCUCUUCUUCUUCCCU